UCUCUGACUGAGCUGCUACGGAGGCCUCGGCAGUUGGUGGAGGCUCGGGCUGGCACUCUGGACAUGCGGGUCCAGGGGGUGCCCUGGCCGCUCGCCUGGGCAGUGCUGCAGUUGGGCUGGAGGCCAGGAUGGCUCCUAGAGGCCCCCAGCAGGCCAUCGAGCCUCUUCAGCUUCUCUCCGGCUCAGCUCACCGUGCAGGAGGGAGCAAACGCCACUUUCACCUGCAGCUUCUCCAACUGGUCAGAGCACCUGGUGCUGAACUGGUACCGCUUGAGCCCCAGCAAGCAGAACAUCAAGCUGGCUUCCUUCCACAAGGGCCUCAGUGAGCCCGGCAGGGACCCCCGCUUCCAAGUCACCCGGCUGCCCAAUGGGCUCGACUUCCACAUGAGCGUCCUCUCAGCACGGUGCAAUGACAGUGGGCUCUACCUCUGCGGGGUCAUCUCUCUGUCCUCCAAGGUGCAGAUCCAGGAGACCCCAGCUGCAGAGCUCAGGGUGACAGGCCGGCCAGCCAGUUCCCAGGCCUGGCUGUUGGUGUCACCAGCGUCCUGGUGGGUGUCCCAGUGGUGCUGCUGCUGGCCUGGAUCCUGGCCACCACCUGCUCCAGGGCCAUGCCAGAUUCAGAACGUGUUUCUCCGCAGAGGCUGGAGGAGCCGGAAGCAAAGAGCAGCCCCUGAAGGAGGAGGCCACAGCCGUGCCUGUCUUCGCCCUGGACUACGGGGAGCUGGACUUCGAGUGGCGAGAGAAAACCCCGACCCCAGAGCCCCCUGCCUCCUGCAUACACACCGAGUAUGCCACCAUCGUCUUCCCCCCGUCCCCGGGCCGCAGGGGCUCGGCAGACAGUCCCCAGGGUCCCCGGCCUCUGAGACAGGAGGACGGACACUGCUCUUGGCCCCUCUGACCACCAGCAUCCUGCAGACCUACUGCAAGAGCCCCGGGCCAGUGCCCCCUGAGGAGGAUGCAGAGCAGCAGGGACCUCCUGGGCCGAGCCGCCUGGGAGGUGACCACCCGUACCCUGAACCAGCCUGCCCAGGCCCUUGCAGGGAUGCCAACCUCCAUGCUCUCCACAGCUGGCAACGGCAGGCCCACUGUCCCCUGAUGGGGAGUGCUGGACGUGACCAGGGCUGCAGGCCUUGCGAGACCGCUGGCCAGAGCCCAGUCUUCUGAACCCUGUCGCCUCGGUCGCUGUGACCUCCGCAGCCUCACAGGGAGCCCAUGCCUGGAGCUGGGGCCUGGUUGCAGACUGCCUGGGGCAGGCUCGGGGGCACCCUCCAGCAGGGGCGUCCAGGCGCAUAGCGGGCGCAGCCCUGAGGCCACCGUGGAGAGGCGCUCCCACAGAUGGGCCAGGGCCACCGCUCGCUCGCGGGGCGUCUCAGCACAGUGAGAAGAGCUUCUGCAGCAGUCGGGGUGGGGACACGGCCGCCUCCGGCCCUGCAGGGCCCUCCCGUCUCACGCACAGCUGAGGCCCGCGCAGCCAGCGCACCAGGAGUGGGGGAGAGGGAGGGCGGGGCCCUCAGCACCCUCCGCUCACCCCAGGGCUGCGGCUGCUCGCCUGGAGGACAGUCCCAUGCCAGCCAGACCAACACGGGCCCUCCCAGCCAUGGGGUCCCAGCAGGAUGGGUGGGGCAGUGGGCAGGCACCCGGGUGCCCAGCUGCCCUCCUCCGGAGUCCAGUUCUUGGCUCUCAUUCACAGUGUUUGUUUUUAGCAGGUUUUGGCUGGACUCCCAGCAGGGGUGGGCAAAAUGGUUCAUGACCCCUGUGCCAGGUGCCCCUGCUCUUGUGCCAUCUGGGGCAGGCUGACCAGGGCCCAGGCUGACCAGGGCACCUGUGCCAUCAGGGCUUGGGGGUCUGGGGCAUCAUCAUUAAAUAAUGACCAAAGGCU
Messenger RNA from Sciurus carolinensis (gray squirrel), 1879 nucleotides. RefSeq names its product programmed cell death 1 (gene Pdcd1). Gene Ontology annotation, biological process: positive regulation of T cell apoptotic process; negative regulation of immune response. Lineage: Eukaryota; Metazoa; Chordata; Mammalia; Rodentia; Sciuridae. The coding region runs from base 64 to 1164 and encodes 366 amino acids. Gene Ontology annotation, cellular component: external side of plasma membrane; membrane. The transcript is spliced from 5 exons. The record is from RefSeq and is a predicted model, not a curated record.